This is a messenger RNA of Hippocampus zosterae (dwarf seahorse), 1763 nucleotides long. RefSeq names its product suppressor of cytokine signaling 9 (gene socs9). The record is from RefSeq and is a predicted model, not a curated record. Gene Ontology annotation, cellular component: phosphatidylinositol 3-kinase complex. Bases 161 to 1636 code for a protein of 491 amino acids. Gene Ontology annotation, biological process: phosphatidylinositol phosphate biosynthetic process; intracellular signal transduction. Lineage: Eukaryota; Metazoa; Chordata; Actinopteri; Syngnathiformes; Syngnathidae. Gene Ontology annotation, molecular function: 1-phosphatidylinositol-3-kinase regulator activity. The transcript is spliced from 2 exons.
GUCCGACUACGUCAUCGAAAGUACUUCCGGGUUGAACGGCAACCGUUUUUGGUCCUCUAGCAAGCGACAGCGAGCCGCCUUUUGGUAUCGUUAUUAAUUUACCCAAGAUGAAGCCAAAGUCCCCUCAGUGCUGAAUUCGACACAACCAGCAAAGUCCACGAUGUCGUUACCAGAGGAGUUGGGGGCUCGCAGAAAAGAGCGCAGGAUGGGAGCGCAGCCCAAGGUGCGACUGAGUCGGUCGGAGGAGAGACGAGACACUGGCGGCGGCCGCAAAGCUUCUCACGGCAGGCGGAAGGAUUUCGCCGCACACCAACCGGCUGCCGAACGGCCCGUCAGCGACGGCUUUGAGUAUGGGGACUUUUUGAAAGAGCUGGAGAGCAGUGACCAGGCCGGAGCCAGCUCCUCAUUUUCCCAGAGAUUGGGCUGCCGAUGUCAUAAUAAGGAAGUCUCAGAAGAGGGGGCAUCCAGUCCGGUGUUGGGUGCAGAGUCGUCAGCCGGCGAAGGUAGCAGCAGUCGCACACUCCGGCAAAAAAUCCAAGACGCGGUGGGGCAGUGCUUCCCCAUGAAGACUCACAGCGCAGCGAGCGUGCCGUCACUCCCUCAGGCGUUGUCCUUGUCAGCAGGCUGCACUGCCUCGAGGCGGAAGAUCCACUUGAGCGAGUUGAUGCUGGACAGCUGCCCCUUCGCGGCGGGCUCGGAGCUGGCUCAGAAGUGGCAUGUCAUAAAGCAGCACACGGCGAUGGACCCCGCCGCCGGGCUUUCGGCCUUCCCGGCGGACGAUGUGGACGACCGACUGAGGGAGCGCCGGCGCAUCAGCAUCGAGCACGGCGUGGAGCCACCGGCCAACGCCGAGAUCCACACCCUGGAGGUGAUGUCCCAGACCGGCCCGGCGUUCCACAGGCGGCGCGGCCCCAAGCUGGCCCAUGGCGUGACCGAAGCGGCUGGAGCCGAGCAGAAGCAGCUUCACCUCCAGCGGCAGCACCAGCUCCUUCUGCAGACCUGUUUGGACACUCUCGACGAGGUGGUGGCGUCCUCUUCGCCCUCUUCCACUUCUUCUUGUGACGCGGAAGUGGCCGCGAGAGCCACGCCUCCCCACACCGGCCCGCUUGUUCACACUCAGAUCGACUACAUCCACUGUUUGGUCCCCGACCUGCUGCAGAUCACCAACCUGCCUUGCUACUGGGGCAUCAUGGACCGUUACGAGGCGGAGGGGCUCCUGGAGGGCAAGCCCGAGGGCACCUUCCUUCUGCGCGACUCUGCUCAGGAGGACUACCUGUUCUCGGUCAGCUUCCGCCGCUACGGCCGCUCGCUGCACGCCCGCGUCGACCAGUGGAACCACAACUUCAGCUUUGACGUGCGCGACCCCAGCGUCUUUCACGCGCCCACCGUCACGGCUUUGUUGGAGCACUACAAGGACCCCAGCUCGUGCAUGUUCUUUGAGCCGUUGCUGUCCUUCCCCAUGCACCGCACGCAGCCCUUCAGCCUGCAGAGGCUGUGCCGCGCCGUCGUCAGCAGCUGCACCACCUACGACGGCAUCAACGCGCUGCCCGUACCCAACGCCUUGAAGAAGCACCUCAAAGAGUAUCACUACAAGCAGAGGGUACACAUCCACAGGCUGGACACGUGGUGGGAAUGAACGUUGACGACAACGACUCCUCGCCAAACUGGACUUAUUUAUUGUACUGUAUAUCCUGCUGUGUACAUUCUAAACACACUGUCAAAAGUAUGUAAACUCUUUCUGCUACAAUAAACCUGCUGAAUUU